Messenger RNA from Aspergillus vadensis CBS 113365, 398 nucleotides. RefSeq lists its product as uncharacterized. The coding region runs from base 95 to 307 and encodes 70 amino acids. The record is from RefSeq and is a predicted model, not a curated record. Lineage: Eukaryota; Fungi; Ascomycota; Eurotiomycetes; Eurotiales; Aspergillaceae. The transcript has a single exon.
GUAUCAAUGUUGCUUCCAUGUAACCUGACAGGGUUACGAAUCGGCACAAAUAGAAUCCCGUAUUUCUCAGUUCUUCACAGUCUGCUCCAUACUCAUGGAGGCUUUCGAGCCCGUGGUGCAUGUGGUAGUAUUUUGGGCGAAACUCUUCAGCACAUUCGCCAAGCUCUCUAAAAGCCAUUGGCCAUUGGUAGCGCGCUCAUGCACCACCCAGAGCAAUGCUUGGAAUUCCUCAUGGCAAACGCUUUUGGACUACGACACCUUGAUACCCAAGGUAGUACCAAGGCGGCGGCAGCAGGAGGAAGUAUGAAGAAGCGGUCAAAGAGCCUCUCUAAUCCUCUCGAGCGAAUAGAGACAACAAAGAACGAUAGGCAGCUUAUGGUAACGGCCGUGAAAGGAAG